AAUACAAUAUCGAUUUUGAUUUUAUGUGAUGUUGUAAUGAUAAAUGGUGCUUGUUUAGAUGUUGCUCAUCUACUGUACAAGCCUUUGCUUGGAUAUGGAGGAAUUGCACCGGUUGGUGUUAAACUGAAACAUGAUAUCAGUGCAAGAUUAAAAGAUUCCUUAUUCUUAGCAAAUACUUUUUACGAACUUGAGUUAUCACAAUAUUUACCGCCUAAAAUCCUGGAAAUUGAUCCAGCGUUGCUGGAUAAAUCUUCGCCGCACACACGAGAACUUUCAUCGGUUAUAAAAGAAUUUUAUCGUGAACCUUGGAACAAACAAUUUUCAACGCUUAAAAAAACGACUUUCUUUUACAAUGAUUCAUUGAAGCAAUUAAAAAAAAAUAUCAUCAACGGUGUGAUUUGGUUUGGUCAGUCAUUAUCCGAAACAGAUUUCUCUGCCACAUGA
Molecule: messenger RNA, 444 nt
Organism: Funneliformis caledonium
Lineage: Eukaryota; Fungi; Glomeromycota; Glomeromycetes; Glomerales; Glomeraceae
Source: the annotation of a GenBank genome assembly